AUGGCGGAUACGUUACCUGCAUGUUAUAAGGUUUAUGUGACUAAUCCUAAUCGAAUCUGGCAAACUGAUAACGUCUUAAAAAAGGAGCUUCCCACUCUCGCUUUUCAAAUUGCCUUUACCGUUUUGCUGUCUCGUCUUUUCUACCUUAUCUACAAACCUUUCCGUCAAACUCGUCUUAUUGCACAAAUAUCUGUUGGUUUCCUACUAACUCGACCAUUACUUGGGAGAUCCGCAGCAGUUUUUGAGUUCAUAUUUCCUGUAAACGGAGUCCUUAAUAUCGAAGUCUUGGCACACAUUGGUCUCAUAUUCUAUGCAUUCCUCAGUGGUUUGGAGAUGAACUUAAACAACAUUCUACAAGUAAAAAAGAAAGCCGCAAGCAUCGCAAUUGCGGGGAUCAUAUUCCCCAUGGUGAUGGCACCGGCCUUGUAUGUUCUACUUCGAAAAUUUUACGGCAAAAAUGAUGUAAAUAUACACCUUGAAGAAAGUACAAGUAGUGCUUUUUUAAUUUGGAGCGUGGUUCUCACCGUUACAGGUUUUCCUGUCUUGGCUCACACACUUUCUGAGCUCAAGCUCCUUUACACUGGUCUUGGCAAAGCAGCUUUAACAGCAGCCAUGAUCGGUGAGACCUAUGGUUGGAUUCUUUUCACUUUAGUGGUUCCAUUUGCAAUCAAUGGUGAAAAAGCUGUGUACUCGGUGCUAAGCACGACAUUGUUCAUUGUUGUUUGCGUAUUUGUGGUACGUCCAAUCCUUGCAAGGAUCAUUGAUCGCAAGACAGAAAAGGAUGAGUGGGAUGAUAACCAAUUAAUCUUUGUGGUGAUGGGAGUUCUUGCUUGUUCAUACAUUACAGAUAUUCUUGGCGCACAUGGCAUUGUGGGGGCUUUUGUAUAUGGAUUGAUUUUACCUCAUGGUAGAUUUGCAGAUCAUCUCAUGUCCAUUUUAGAUGAUUUUGCUGGCGGGUUUCUAGCGCCACUCUUCUUUGGUGGCACUGGAAUGAGACUUAUGUUGGCCACUAUUUUCCUCGAAGGACAUUGGCCCAUGACACUGCUUGUUAUACUCUUGUUGUGUACUCUAAAGAUUUUAAGCACUAUAUUCGUCACUUUCUUCUUUGGUAUGCGCACUCAAGACGGUUUAGCCCUAGGCUUGCUUCUCAAUACCAAGGGCGCCAUGGCACUCAUAAUGCUAAACAUUGCUUGGGAUAGAUCGAUUUUUUCUGUACCUACCUAUGCUGUUGUUACUUCAGCUGUUCUUCUAAUGACUGUAGCAGUGUCUCCUAUCAUCAAUGCUGUGUACAGACCGAGAAAGAGAUUUGAGCAGAACAAGCUGAAGACAAUACAGAAACUAAGACUUGAUGCAGAGCUUCGAAUUCUAGCAUGUGUCCACAAUACUCGCCAAGCCACAGGCAUGAUCAGCAUAAUUGAAUCUCUCAAUGCGACCAGACUUUCCCCUAUACAUGUUUUUGCCUUGUAUCUUAUUGAACUCACUGGACGUGCUGCUGCACUUGUUGCUGCGCACAUGGAGAAGCCUAGUGGCCAACCUGGAGUACAAAAUCUGACAAGAUCACAGGUAGAGUUAGAAAACAUUGCCAGCACCUUCGAUGCAUUGGGAGAGGUAUAUGAUGCUGUCAGAAUUGAGACCUUAAAUAUUGUGUCAGCCUAUUCAACCAUUCACGAGGACAUAUACAACUCGGCUAGUGAGAAAUUCACAAGCUUGGUCCUCCUUCCAUUCCACAAACAAUUAACCUCAGAAGGCACACUUGAAAUGACCAAUGCUGCUUACAAAGAAAUAAACCAAAAUGUAAUGCAAUUUGCACCUUGUUCUGUUGGAAUCUUUGUUGAUCGUGAUUUCGGAUCAAUUCCAAAAAAGGGCCUCAGAAUUCUUAUGCUCUUUGUUGGAGGCCCUGAUGAUCGUGAAGCAUUAGCUAUUGCAUGGAGGAUGGCAGGACAUCCAGGAAUUCAACUAUCAGUGGUUAGGAUUUUUUUGUUGGAUGAAGCAGCAGAAGUUGAUACUUCAAAUCACGGGGAAGCACAAGGGAUAUUAUCUGCUGUUAUGGAUAAUGAGAAGCAGAAAGAGUUGGAUGAUGAGUAUGUGAGUUCAUUUAGACUUACCGCAGUGAACAAUGAGGACUCUAUAUCAUACUCAGAGAUUGAUGUCCAUAGUGGUGAAGAUAUUCCCUCGGUCCUCAAUGAUCUAGAGAAAAACGGUUGUGAUUUAUACAUUGUUGGACAAGGGAAUUGUAGGAACUCUCGCGUGUUUUCGAAUUUGUUAGAGUGGUGUGAUUGCUUAGAACUCGGAGUUAUAGGGGAUAUUUUGGCUUCGAACAAUUUUGGUUCGCGCUCGUCUUUGUUGGUUAUUCAACAAUAUGGCUAUGGAGGGAUGGUAUUUGGAAAGGAUGCCAACCAUUUGGCCAACACUAGCAAUGGAUUUGAAUCACUUAUCGUGAAGACAGAAUAA
Messenger RNA from Cajanus cajan (pigeon pea), 2451 nucleotides. Lineage: Eukaryota; Viridiplantae; Streptophyta; Magnoliopsida; Fabales; Fabaceae. The record is from RefSeq and is a predicted model, not a curated record.